Caenorhabditis elegans is the source of this 1010-nucleotide messenger RNA. RefSeq names its product RRM domain-containing protein (gene rnp-5). NCBI's taxonomy places the organism in Eukaryota, Metazoa, Nematoda, Chromadorea, Rhabditida, Rhabditidae. Gene Ontology annotation, molecular function: RNA binding; nucleic acid binding. The transcript is spliced from 3 exons. Gene Ontology annotation, cellular component: nucleus. The coding region runs from base 2 to 871 and encodes 289 amino acids. The record is from RefSeq and is marked reviewed.
UAUGGUUGAGAAAGAAGAAACCAAAAAGAGGGCUCGCUCGUCUUCAAGCAGCUCGUCCAGUAGCUCUGGAUCGUCAUCUUCUGGAAGUAGUUCAUCAGGAUCUCGCUCCUCCAGCUCAUCGUCCAGUGGCCGUUCUCGUUCUCGCUCACCACGUCGUCGUGAUACCCGCCCACCAGCUCGUGGAGGACGCUCUCGUUCUCCAAUCCGUCGUGGUUCACCGCCAAGAGGAGCACGCGCGGAUCGCGAUCGCCCAAUGCGACCAUCACCAUCACCACCACGUCGCCGUCGUCCAUCCCCAUCGCCACCACGUCGUGAUCGUCGUGACAGAAGCGGGAGCCGUCAGAGGAGACGCGCUUCUCCGAGGAGAAGCCCAGCAGCAAGAUCAGCCAGUCCGGCCAAGCGUGUAGUGAUCAAAAAUUUGAGCAGAAAUGUUCUGAAAACGCACCUCGAGGAGAUUUUCUCGAUCUACGGAGCCAUCAAGAAUGUCGAUCUUCCACCAGAUCGCUUCCAUAACCAUGUUCAUCGUGGAUAUGGAUACGUUGAAUAUGACAAUUUGGAAGACGCCGAAAAGUCGAUCAAGCACAUGGAUGGAGGACAAAUCGAUGGAAUGGCUGUUCACGUCGAAAUGACUAUCGGACGACAAUCUGUCCCAUUCCAGCGUAGAAGUUCUCCAUUUAGAAGACGCUCGCCGCCACCAAGAGACAGAAUGUCACCAAUGAGAAGAGGAGGCCGCAGUCCACCACCACAUCGCAGACGUUCUCCAAUGGGCGGCCGUGGCUCAGGAGCCAACAAUAUGCCACUUGGAGGGCCCAACAGAUUCCGCCGUGCCAGCCGCUCUCGUUCUCCAGCCGGCAGAAGAUCGCGUUCUUAAACUUCCAUUACUGACGUUCCAUUUUAAAACCCCAUUCUAAACUGUCCAAAUUCUGAACAUCCUUUGUUUAUUAUUCUUCUGUUUUGUUAUGCAAAAGAUCUCCCCAAUUUUCGUUUUUUUAAUAAAUUAUUUUGGGUGU